Necator americanus (New World hookworm) is the source of this 1518-nucleotide messenger RNA. RefSeq lists its product as uncharacterized. Bases 1 to 1518 code for a protein of 505 amino acids. Gene Ontology annotation, molecular function: G protein-coupled receptor activity. Gene Ontology annotation, biological process: G protein-coupled receptor signaling pathway. The record is from RefSeq and is a predicted model, not a curated record. Lineage: Eukaryota; Metazoa; Nematoda; Chromadorea; Rhabditida; Ancylostomatidae. Gene Ontology annotation, cellular component: membrane. The transcript is spliced from 12 exons.
AUGGCGGUCGAAGUACGCCUUCGCGGCAUGAUACCUGUAUUUCCUGACAUCAUGGUUGACUAUGAGGUAGACACGAAUACAACAGAGUGCAUGUGUUCGGACCUUCAGACGGAAGACUAUUCUCCACUGUAUGCUAAGUGCAAUCUAGCCUUGAUCAUCUUCGCCUUGCCUCCGCUCUCGUUUUUCGGAGUUUGCACUAACGUCGCCAACGUAUACGUGUACUCGCGGAAGAGGAUGCAAAACUCGGCCAACACCUACCUUCUCUUCCUUGCCUGCAGUGAUUUUCUGGUCAUUCUCACGGGUCUCUUCAUAUUUUGGAUCGAUUCUGCUCGGUCAUAUAUUCCCGAAUUGGCGCGAGCACCGUACACAACGGUGUACACGCUGCCCUUCGGAUACAUGGCUCAAACAUGCAGCAUUUACUUUACCGUGGCGGCCGCAUUCGACUGCUACAUCAAUGUGUGCUGGAAAUCACAUUCUAAAAAUUACUGUACUAUACGUCGGGCGAAACAAAUAUGUUCGUCUAUCGUCGUGGUGUCGAUCAUGUACAAUUCGCUGAGAUUUCCGCAGUUCAAUCUGCGAAAGUGUUUUCAUGAAGCGAGCGGGGAUCAAAUAAUCGAGAUUUGCCCGACAUCGCUGUUUUUUACAAUAAAUAUGGUCUACAAUGUAUACAUGUACAUGGUGCUCAUGACUUUGUUGCCUUUCCUAUUUCUUCUUUGCCUUAACGCAAUCAUUGUCUUCCGUCAAAGCCUUGAAUCCGGCAAGCAGAAGGAAGUGGUAGAUUCGUCUGACAACCUUCUAAAGCCGAGAAGUAACCCGUCUGGCGGAGGAGAUGAUACAAUUACAAUGAUUAUGGUCGUCAUUUUGUUUUUGGCUUGUAACACACUGGCUCUCAUCGUAAAUGUGAUCGAAACGUUCUUCGAACCAGAUCCGAUCCUGCUCAAUCUCCUAUCAGACGCUAGUAAUUUUCUUGUGGUUUUCAAUUCUUCCGUCAAUUGUGUGAUCUACUUUGUCUUCAACAACGAAUACCGUGAAAUUUUCCUGGCCAAAUUUUACAAGAAACUGGACUCGAUGCCGGGAUGGCUUUGUUGCUGUUUACGAUGUUGCAUAACUCGUCAACAUCACCAGAACCUCAUGUACAACCCUGUUCCACUUCAGAAAAAUAGAGAUCAAAGGCAGUCAUUACGUUAUGUGGUAGCAGAAGCGAACGCAGAUAACGUUACGACUACAAGGGUCCCUUCUUCACCUGUCUGGCAGCCUCUUACACAUCGCCAUCUUCCGAACAUGGAGUGGCCUACUGGUUGUUUUGAUCCCACGACGACUCAUCUAUCACUGAUGGAUGAGGACGGUGACAGUGGAUGGGACGAUGGCAGUCAGGUGUCUCAACGUCAGUACACGACGAGGUGGUUGGCCGAGGUCAACAUCGUGGAUGUACAAAUCGAUGGACAAAGGCCGCAUAUUGUCGUGAAGCCUAUAGGGAAUCUGCUUGAUAGAGAUGGGAUUUCGAUCACAGCACUUUGA